AUACACUAAAGUACUGUGACAGGCAUUAUAUGUUUACAACUGAAUGCUCACCUUGGAUAGAUGUCAACGCAAAUGAAUGUAAUAAUACGACCCGUCUACGAGAUAUCGGAUUUUGGAAAACUGAUCAAUUGAAUGAGAUGCUGAAAUCUGUCAAAGAGCUCCGGGACCAGCCUAACUCUAUCGUUCUACUAAGCGUUGGCCUUCACUUUCAGUUCAAUUUGCAGGUGGUUGAAAAUAAGGUUUUGAACCCCCUACUGCUGAGUCUGGCAAAUUCGUCUUGGCCAAAAGUGAUCUGGUUAUCUGCGCCAUCAGCUGGACUAAUGAAAUCUCCAGGCUACAAAUAUCAACAAAAGGAAAAUGGUAUACAAUACAAUCUCAAGGCUAACGAACUUAUGAGGAGAAAAGGCAUUCAUAUACUGGAUUUCUUCAAUAUGACCGAACCAGUGAUGAGCUUCGACGGAACACAUCAUGGU
Messenger RNA from Candidula unifasciata, 473 nucleotides. The record is from the annotation of a GenBank genome assembly. Lineage: Eukaryota; Metazoa; Mollusca; Gastropoda; Stylommatophora; Geomitridae.